Molecule: messenger RNA, 4744 nt
Organism: Drosophila miranda
Lineage: Eukaryota; Metazoa; Arthropoda; Insecta; Diptera; Drosophilidae
Gene: Drl-2
Product: tyrosine-protein kinase RYK
Exons: 10
Coding region: 168-2117 (649 amino acids)
Biological process (GO): positive regulation of kinase activity; multicellular organism development; cell surface receptor protein tyrosine kinase signaling pathway
Cellular component (GO): signaling receptor complex
Molecular function (GO): protein tyrosine kinase activity; ATP binding
Source: RefSeq, a predicted model, not a curated record
CCCCCAUCGGAAACGGAAGCGACCUCCACCCACUCUCGACGCUUCAGUGGCCACACACGGAGAUUGGCUGCCACCCGAGGGAGGACGUGGAGAAGAGGAGCUGUUGAAAUGCUGGGCACAUGCUCUGACAAUUUAUUAACUGCUCCCUGCCCCCACUAGACAUCGUUAUGGCCUGCUUCAGAGCCCGUUCCCGUUCCCUGCCGCUGCUGCUCCUCUGCCUCUCGUUGGCCUCUUGGCGGACGCCUUUGGUCAGAGGAUAUCUGAACAUUUUCAUCAGCCACCACGAGGUGAUGAAACUGAUGGGACUCGAGGCGGAUCUGUUCUACGUGCACGAGGGAUCCAUUAACACAUACGCGAUGCACUUCACCGUCCCGGUGCCCGCGGACGUCCACGAGCUGGAGUUCUCCUGGCAGAGCCUCAUCGCCUAUCCGCUGCCCUACGCCAUCAGCAUCGAGUACGCCAACGACCAGGACGCCCUGGGCACCCCGACGCUGAGCAUCCCCCACAAGGGCCUGGUGCCGCAGGAGAUCGAGUCCUUCCUGGUGUACCUGCCGUGCACGGGCAACGCCAGCCUCCAGCUGCCCGUCAACGUCAACAUGGUGGUGCGAGGACCCCCGCGCUUCAACGACACCAGGCUCCACUUCAAGCGCAACAAGAUCUGUGCCAAGGGCAUCUCACCCGAACCGAACCAAUCGCCGGCCCCCGCCCAUGCCCCCUCCCAGGGCCCUGCCUUGCUGAGUGCCGCAGCCUGUGCCCUCGGCCUGGUCCUGGCCGUGGGCCUCGUGGCCAGCAUGAUGUAUUUGCGGGCUCGCAAGCAGCUUCGCCAGGACUCGCUUCACACAAGCUUCACCACUGCGGCCUACGGCAGCCACCAGAACGUUUUCAUCCGCCUCGACCCGCUCGGACGGCCACCGAGUGCCACCGGCUCCUACGCGACCAUCGCCAGCCUCAACAAAUACCCCGGGGAGACCAAGAAGUCGUGCAGCAUAUUCGACCGUUUCCGCAGCUCCCCCAUCCCGACGCCCUACGCCACCGCCCUGCUGCCGAUGGGGGACCAGACGCAGGCCGGAGAAACAAUCUACUCGAAGCCAGAGUCGAUCUGUCCCUCGAGGAUAUCCUACUACGCCUCCUCGCAGCUGACGCUGACCCAGCCCUGCAGCAUGUCCACUCCAAAGAGCAGCCGUGGCAUCGGUGGCAGUGGCAGCCUCUUCGGGGCCUUCGUCAACGGUGGCAGCACCAUCACCAUGGCCAGUCACGGAGAGAAGACCAAGGAUCGACUGCGUCGCAUUCCCAGCGUCCAGCCAGGAGCCCUCACCUACGAGCACCUGGUCAAGGAGGGCACCUUCGGGCGGAUCUACGCCGGCAAGCUGGGCGACUCCUGUGACGCUCUGGUGAAGACUGUCAUCGAUGGGGCAUCGCUCACCCAGGUGGCCUGCCUGCUGCAAGAUGCUUCGCUGCUGAUCGGUGUCAGCCACCAGCACAUCCUGGCCCCGCUGCUGGCCAACACCGAGCUGCCCGGACCGCCAGAGAUUGCAUAUCCCUAUCCGUCCAAGGGGAACCUAAAGAUGUACUUGCAACAGUCACGGGAGUCCAGCACAGCCCUCAGCACCCGCCAGCUGGUGGAGUUCGGGCUGCACAUCACCAAGGGACUGGCCUACUUGCACUCCCUGGGGAUCAUCCACAGGGAUAUUGCCACACGCAAUUGCUAUGUGGAUGAGGAGGCGUACGUGAAGAUCUGCGACGGCGCCCUGUCUCGGGACCUCUUCCCGGACGACUACGACUGCCUGGGCGACAACGAGAACCGGCCACUGAAGUGGCUCUCGCUGGAGGCGCUGCAGAAGAAGGUGUACGCGUCGCAAGGUGACGUCUGGUCCCUGGGCGUCCUCUACUGGGAGCUGGUCACCCUCGCCCAGAUGCCACACGAGGAGGUGGACAUAUUUGAGCUUACCAAUUACUUGGCUGCCGGUUUCCGGCUGGAGCAGCCCGUCAAUUGCCCCGAUGAAUUUUUCACCGUUAUGAACUGCUGCUGGCACUGCGAGGCCAAGCAGAGGCCAACGCCCUCGCAGCUGCUCUCGUAUCUGCAGGACUUCCAUGCCGACCUGGGCAUGUACAUCUGAAUCUGAAUCUGAAUCUGAAUCAGAGUCUAAGACCGAGCAAUAGGCCGAGACUGAUGCUGAUGCUGCUGCCGAUGCACCGCCUGGUUAGGGGUCAGAGGUGGGGGGGCCAAGUGCCCAAGAGCCCGGGGCGAAACCUAAGAUAAAAUAAUUGAAAACUUUUACAUUUUAAAUGUGAGAUUAAAUGUGAAUUUACCUGUUAGAGUUCGGCGCAGAAAACCAAUUAAGUCAGAAGCCAGCUAACUCCAGAUACGUAAGCAGAAGAUACAGAUACAAGCCGCAGACACAACACAACACAGACACGAACACACAUAAACAACAGAGAUUUGUGGAAAUAAAUUUCACAAGUCGUUGACAUCAGCCCAAAAGAAUGCUAAAGCAAUAGCUGCAGGUGUAUUGAGGGUGAGAUAAGAUUGAGCAUUUAAGUAGCUAGAAAUUGAAUAACAUCAAAAACACACACACAGACAGACUGGAAUACACACAGAAACAGAUACAACAAACAAAACAAACGAAUAACGAUACAAGAUAAAUGAUAAAUGAAUAUAUAUUCAUGUAUUGAUAAUUGAAUGUGAAUUAUUGAUGUGCAUAUUUUAUUGAAUGUGUAAUAUUUAAGAAAACGUCCUGGAAAACGAGUAGAGCGAGAGAGAGAGAGAGAGAGAGGGAGAAAGAUGGCAACAGAAUACAGAAUCUUUUGUUCUCAAAUGUUGUCCUCAAUUGUUACGAUGCGAUAUAUUUAUUUACCUUGAUUAUUAUUAUGGCUAUUGAGUAUAUGAUGUAUGUAUUGUACCAUAAGGGAAGUUCAAAACAGUACCAGAAUCAGGUGAAAGAGCACAGAGCAACUGUUAAGCAACCAACACACACACACCCACACACGCACACAAGCGGUAGCACACACACUUGCACACAACACACAUCUGACAUUUCACAUUUCACAUCUCACUUUUUCACCACUCAGCCGAUAUCGCACAUAUGUUUCAUUUAGAUAAAACCCGUGUCGCAAUCGUUUCGUUGUAAAAUUUUUUUUUAGAUGUCUCUCCCCUUUAAACAUGCAUUAGUCGGGGGGCGAAUCAAUAGUGAAUGAAUCGAUUUCCCUGGCUGUCAAUUGGCCUAGAUCCGAAUUCCCUAGCUUAAGAUGUCCUUGUUGUUAGGUUAUGGCGUUUAGUUGAAUUUUUUCAGGAAUUGUUUCUGUUUCUAUUUCUGUUUCUGUUUCUCUAGAGUUACGUACGUUGUCUAUUAAUUUGCCAUUUUUUUAGCCAAGAAAAGAGGCAACUGAAAGUUGCCCACCAGACCCACGGCCCCAACCCCAAGCCCUGCCCGAUCGCAGGGUUUUCCCUAGAAAAGAAGAAACAUAGCCAUAACUAAAGGCUCCGGAUAAACGUAGUUUAAAUGUUCAAUGUCAUAAAUGGUACAGUUAAGCACCGAAAUAACUAACAAAGCAAGAAAUAGCAAAUAAAUCCCAAGGCAGCUGCUUAUUCAUCUACGAGUAGUUAUUUAAGCUCUCUAUAUGGUUUAUUCUUAAGCUUCGCACUGGAAAAUGAAAACGAAAACGAAAAUGAAAAUGUUACUAAGGCAAAUACAGAACGGCACUGGCACUAUCUCUCCAUUUACGAAUAAUAUACACUAUACACACACUCACUAACUGCUGCCAGGCAGCACACGCCUCACCCAACAACAGCCUCACACACACACACACACACAGCGUACAGAUACACACAGAUAUCCUACGAGAGCAAACAAAUUUUAUGAUAGAUAUAGAUAAUAGAGCAAGCGAGAGAGACGCAGGGAGACGCAAGAAGGAAAAGCAGAAGACAUCUCAGAGCUCUUCACGGAUACGGAUACGGAAACGGGGGGAGAGACGGGAGGACGAGAUACGAGGAGCUGCCGACUACUACUAUAACUAACUGAAUGUGUUUCAUGUUUAUUAUAAAAUAUACCUACCUACAUAUGUAUGUGUAUGCGUAAGUGAGUGUAUGUAUCUAUGUAUCUUUAAACGUAUAUUUUGUCGUCUAAUUGAAAACUAACUGUAAACGCUAUUAACAGCAAAACGAACGGAAGGGAGAAGAAGCAUAAGAAUAUGGAAAUGAAGUAGGAAAACAUAAAAAACAGAUACACCAAAAGCUAAAGCUAAAGCCACCACACACAGAUACACUUACACCCAACACUCAGAUAUACAGAACCCAUUUACAUGUGUGUAGCCCCGGGGGAAAACAAAUUGUCAUUCACUCUAUGUCUCACUCUUUAACUCUUUAUAUAAAUGUAUCUCCGUAUCUGUCUAACUUUAGAUAUACUCUACUACCGUAUGAUUGUAUGAUUGCAUGUGCAAAAACAAAACCAAAACCAAAAACCAAAAAGCAAAUACCAGACUUAGGCUUAUUCAAAAAAUAUGUAUUUGCUAGGACAAACGACACGUAAACACCGCACAAACCCAUCCCAUCCCAUCCCAUACCCUUCUAUCUGCUCUAUCCGAAGAUGCUAUACUAUGAUGAUGGGAGGAGUGGGUGUGGCAUAAGAGUCAAAUGGCAACUGAAAAAUACAGAAAUUCAAUUUUUGUGAAACGAGAGCAAGCGAUAAGCGAAAAGCGAAAAACAAAGAACUAAGUAAAUAAAUAAAUGUUCCUUUUGAAUCAUAAA